Molecule: messenger RNA, 2123 nt
Organism: Lentinula edodes (shiitake mushroom)
Lineage: Eukaryota; Fungi; Basidiomycota; Agaricomycetes; Agaricales; Omphalotaceae
Product: P-loop containing nucleoside triphosphate hydrolase protein
Exons: 8
Coding region: 103-2007 (634 amino acids)
Molecular function (GO): ATP binding; ATP hydrolysis activity
Source: RefSeq, a predicted model, not a curated record
AUGUCGGCGCUGCAUACUGGUUUGUACCGCGUGCCUUCAAGUUCAAUACCGAAGAGGAUACCAACAUAAGUACUGAAUUUCUGUACCAAAGCGAACUUCAACAUGGCCUCGCAAGAAGGAGAAGAUCGAACAACGGCUCCAGACAAGCGAAUAGCUCGUUAUGAUCAAUACUUUGAUUUGCGCACUUUUUCAACUACUCUCAAAAAAACAACAAAAUUAGCACCUAAAACCCAAAAGAAACAUGUUCUGCUUGUCCGACGGAUUAUUGAUUCCAGAGGUCGACAUGCAGCUACUGAAGUUGAUAUAAAGAGCCCAGCACUGGCAGAAGUGCUGAGGGAAAUCAACAGAGGAGUUGGUGGACUGACGUUGAACAGAAAUCCCCCUGUUGCUGACCCAAAAUUGUUCUUCUAUUCGCGAGUUGGUAUUCAAGAUAAACUAGACGCAGAGAACGCUAAAGAUGUCCCGGAUGAAGGUUUUAUCGCAGACCUCGAAGCGGCCAUGCAAUACAUCGCAGAGGAUCACUCACAGAACCUUACUGAGUACAAUUUGAUGACCUCCCAGCAGGAAAUUACAUAUGAACUUCUAUGGGCCCUUAUACCUCCAAACACGCUUGUGUAUCAUUAUCAUCAAUACACCGAGCAGCCUCAGAUUCUUCUUGCCAAAGAGGUCAACUAUUACUACCCCACGAACCGACCUUAUUAUGCUGAUGUCGUCUGCGACAUUAUUAGCAAUGACGGAAACUUCUUUGGGCUUGCGCAAGUCACUCUCGAAGUCGAAACUUUUACCGGGGCUCGAGUAAUACAGGAUCUGCCUGUGUUCCCACUUUCUUUUCACAAAGACGGGUCAGAACUCCGACAGCAUGCAUUGAAACGAGGAAGGAAAUUCGUAUCUAUGAACGAUUAUACAUAUCAUGAAAUCAGUGGUCCCGUCAUCCAGGAGCGGAUUACCCAACAGGAAGAAGUCAAAUGGUAUAAGAUUAACUCUUACGGCCGAGUGAUGAUAGAUCCUGUUGCAUUUCGCCGCUUCGAACCUAAUCGCAAGUUUAACUCCUCUGUCUAUCGGCGGCUUGAUCGUUCUGUUAUCACUGAUGAGCAGUUCAUGAUCUGCAAUCCCGUAGUUUACGGUUUUUGUUUCGGAAUCAAGAAGUGGGGUGGUUUCGCUAUGGACCGUUUACAAGACAUCGAAUGGUCUGACGAUCUCUACAAUUUCCUCGUUCUCGGACAAAAACAAAAGAUGCUCAUCUCUGCUCUCGUUCGACAACACGUUACCGACGAUAACCAAUUCGACGACUUCGUUCAAGGCAAAGGCAAAGGUCUGGUAGGGUUGUUAUCCGGACGACCGGGAUGCGGAAAGACCUUGACCGCUGAAGCCAUAGCGGAAAAAACACAUCGAGCACUGUAUGUUGUAAGCGCUGGCGAGCUUGGAACUCACCCCAAAGAAGUCGAUGAGCGACUUACUUUGAUACUUCAACUCGCUCAGACCUGGCAUGCAGUGUUGUUGCUUGAUGAAGCAGAGGUGUUCCUACAGCGGAGAGACUUCACCGACCUUGCAAGAAAUGCCCUGGUUUCGAUCUUUCUGCGGCAAUUGGAGUAUUAUCACGGUGUCCUUAUACUGACUACGAAUAUGAUCAAUCACAUAGACCCCGCGUUUGAAAGUCGAAUCCAUUUCUCCAUACAAUAUCCCGAUCUCGACUUCGACGCACGAAAACUUAUCUGGAAAACAUUUUUCACCAAAGUCAUGGACCAAUCGAAUUUCAUCAGCCCGGAGGAUUUGGAUCGUCUUGCAGGGUAUCAACUUAAUGGACGCCAGAUCAAGAACAUGGUCGGUAGCGCACAGGCCAUUGCAUUGGACAGAAAUGCUCCGUUGACCGUGGAGCACGUAGACACUGUCUUAGACGUGGUAAACAGCUGGAAUUCUGAAAGCUCUAUGUCUUCUGAACACCUCUUGGACGUUGGCUCGAGUCAGUCUAAGGAGAAUGGACAAAUUGAAGAAGAUCUCUUAUUCUAGAUUUACAUAUGCAUAUUACAGUAUAAACCCAGGACUUGUAGGAUUGUGAUAUACGAUUUGCCGUCAUUCAGUGUUUCGUGGGUGUUCACUACAAAAUGGAAUAUCUUCUAGCGCCU